This is a messenger RNA of Frankliniella occidentalis (western flower thrips), 1271 nucleotides long. Its product is annotated as alpha-tocopherol transfer protein-like. The transcript is spliced from 7 exons. Lineage: Eukaryota; Metazoa; Arthropoda; Insecta; Thysanoptera; Thripidae. The record is from RefSeq and is a predicted model, not a curated record. Gene Ontology annotation, molecular function: phosphatidylinositol bisphosphate binding. The coding region runs from base 294 to 1190 and encodes 298 amino acids. Gene Ontology annotation, cellular component: membrane.
GCCACGCGCCACCACACCCCGGCAUGCGAGAGCGACGGGACGGGCGCAGUCAGUACGCUCCUGACCGCCGCACAGGUCCGGCAGCAGCUCGGCCCCGGACUCCUGCGGACGACACCCGACGCCCGACGCCGAGGACACACCUGGACUCCGGCUUUUCCCAGCGCCAGCGGUUGGACCAGCGACUCCGUACUCCAAGCCUGUUGGCUCAAUAGAGGCUCGGUGUUCUGCGUAGUCUCACUCACAAAGGACCAUCCGCAGGACCCUUCGCAGGACUGCCCUACACCCAGAUUGACAUGGAGGCGACAACGUUCACGCUGGAGGAGGAGAGGAAGAAGCGUCCGGAGGUCAAGGAUGAGGACCUCCAGGCCUUCAGAGACUGGGUAGACAAGCAGCCUCACCUGCCCAAGGUCUCAGACGCGGAGCUGGUGCUGUUCCUGCACACCUGCUACUACCGCCUGGAGCCGGCCAAGACCGCCCUCGACACGUACUUCACGGUGCGCACGCACGCGCCGGAGCUCUUCACGGACCGCACCCUGCAGAGCGCCGAUGUGUCCGCGGCCUUCGGCAAAGUUGUACUGCAGACUAUCUUUCCAACCAAGGCCAAGGACGGAUCCACGGUGUCCUUCUUUAAGCUCAAGGACACCAACCCCCGAGUCUACUCGUUCACGACCAGCUCCAAGGCGUGGUGCGCCCUCCAGGAGGCCUGGAUCGCGCGCCACGGCACCGAGGAGGGGCUCGUCUGUGUUCUGGACGUGAAGGGCGUCUCCUUCGGCCACCUCGCCGUCAACCUCACCAUCAUGGCCAAGUUCUUCGUAUAUUUCCAGGAGGCCCUUCCCGUCAGAAUCAAAGGCUUAGUUUUUAUCAACGCAUCUUCCAUUAUGGACAAUAUUCUGUCUCUCAUUAAACCUUUUCUAAAGAAAGAGCUAACUGAGAUGAUAAAAAUCUACAAGACUGCGGACGGCCUUGCUGAUUUACUUGACAAAAGUGGCAUUCCAUCGGACUUUGGCGGAAGUGAGAAGAGUUUGGAAGAACUACAAUCCGAUUCGAUCAAGCUCCUCAAAACAUACGAGAAAUAUCUUCUUGAGCAAGAGAAGCGCUGUGUCGACGAAAGCCAACGACCGGGGAAAGCAAAAACCGAAUCAGACCUAUUUGGUGUACAAGGAUCAUUCAAAAAGCUGGACCUCGAUUAGGAUUAUUUGCAGGAACGUUAACUUUGGGCUGGUCCCAAAGUAAAGUAAAAAAUAGUCAUAAUAAAAACAUUCUACCAUCUA